AGUUAUGACAUGAAAGAACUUUCCAUGGGCUGAAUAUAUUCAUUACAUACAGCACUCAUAUGUCAUUAUUGGUCAUAUUGGUUUAGGGGAUAUCAGGAUAUAUAGAUUCCCCACAAUUGCAGUCAGUACCUUACGGAGAAAGAUAUGCUUAUCUUCUUUUCUUUUCUAUUAUUUUUUCCAAAAAGAAGUAACUGUUUUGAAACCUACAAGGGAAAGUGGACACGAGGACUUGUAUGUCAUGUUUCCAUCAUCAUGUGUUGGACUAUCCACCAGAAUGAACUAGGAUUUGAGAGCGCUACCACUCAGAGAGAAGUAAUUAGUGCCCCACAUCACCCAUUUAAUGUACCUAGAGCAGGUCUCUCCAAAACUAAUACUUAUCACCUCAAGUUUCAAUGCCAAUUUAAUCAUAAUUUAAUUAUUAGGAUGGGAGCAUACCAUGUGACAGCCACUCUGAACAAGCAUUAGUUCAUAUAGUGCCUUAUAAGGCGCUAGGUGAACUAGUGCCUCUAUGAGAGACUACAUCUGUCAUUGCUUUAUUUAUUUUUCCUUUUCAAAGAGAAGAGGCGCAAAAUGGACUAACGCCUCUUCCAGGGUGUGCCACGAGCUAUUCAUGCCGAGAGACACAUAGAACCUCUUCCAGUGUGCGCCACGAGCUAUUCAUGCCGAGACUCACUUAGCGCCUUUUCCAGGGUGCGCCACGUGCUAUUCAUGCCGAGAGAGGGUAAUCAAGUUUGGAAAAAAUAUUUUUCUUUUUAAUAUUCGUAUAUUUUUUACCCAAUUAGUCAAUCUGCCAAAAAGUAGAGAUAAAUAGUUAGGUUUUAGAUUUAGGUGCAUGAAUUGAGACAAGAGUGUGAGGAAGAAAAAAGGGGAAUGAAUGAUUGUUGAAGGAGUGAUGGAGGAGAAUAAGGGAUGGAGCAGAGGGAUGACCAUUCUGACGGAGCUGGAUUCGAAUCUGGAGUCCCUUCAGGAGCUUCUCCGCACUGAAGCCUGGCUCACCGCUGAUCAAGCUCGCACCAUCAAGGUUCUGGAGCAAAGAGUGGAUAGAUUGGAAAGCGAUCUUGUUGGUGCCAUCACUGCAGCGUUUUACGAUGGUUCGGAGGAACAGUGUGCUGAAGCAGCACAGAAAUCAGCUGAAUUACAUGCUCAUGAGGGUACAACAGAGUUUGAGAACAUCAUAAAGCUGCUCAUGGGAGAACAGUGGACAAAGCAAGAAGAAAUCACUAAACGUGUAGAGAGAAUAAGACUUCUUAGAUCUAUUAUUGAAGUGUUUGGAGCAAAAGAUUGACUUUCUACAUCUGUGUAAAAGCUGUUGUUCUAGGUGUGAUCAAUACCCGCCCCCUUUUAUUAUCAUGUCAUUGAAUCAUGCGAGUUACUGAAGAUUGUUAUCCUAACCCUGUAAUAAAUGUUAUCAUUCCUAUCUGAAUCUUUUUACAUGAUUUAUUUCUC
Molecule: messenger RNA, 1446 nt
Organism: Gastrolobium bilobum
Lineage: Eukaryota; Viridiplantae; Streptophyta; Magnoliopsida; Fabales; Fabaceae
Exons: 3
Coding region: 875-1285 (136 amino acids)
Source: RefSeq, a predicted model, not a curated record